This is a messenger RNA of Diversispora eburnea, 2025 nucleotides long. NCBI's taxonomy places the organism in Eukaryota, Fungi, Glomeromycota, Glomeromycetes, Diversisporales, Diversisporaceae. The record is from the annotation of a GenBank genome assembly.
AUGUUUCCUUCAGCGAUCUCACCUUCUAGGAGAAAUAAUAAUCAUAAUUUACAAGAAGAAAAUCAACAUUAUAAGGUUAUGCAGCUUCGAUCUUUUUCCGUUGGUGUCUUCAAAGUUCUUGAUACUAGGCAAGUUAUUCAUCGAUGGCUUUUCUCUUGGGUUUGGUCGUCACCGUCAACUUUAACCGAAACAUUUCAUGCUCCUAAAAAUUCUAUUGGUAAUUAUAUUGUAACUCUUAUACCAGGUGAUGGUAUCGGACCAGAAAUAUCAGAAUCAGUGAAACGGAUAUAUAAAGCUGCAGGAGUUCCAAUCGAAUGGGAAUCAGUAAGUGUUACUCCUGUAAUGAAAAAAGGAAAAACAGCGAUUCCCGAUGAAGCUUUAAAUUCUAUUAUGAAAAACACGGUAGCAUUAAAGGGACCUUUGGCAACACCUAUUGGGAAAGGACAUGUUUCCCUUAAUCUUACACUCCGGCGUACAUUUAAUCUUUUUGCUAAUGUUCGACCAUGUAAAUCAAUUGUUGGCUAUAAAACUCCUUACGAUGAUGUUAAUACAGUGUUAAUUCGAGAAAAUACCGAAGGAGAAUAUUCUGGAAUCGAACAUACGGUUGUUGAUGGAGUUGUUCAAUCAAUCAAAUUAAUUACUAAAGAAGCAUCUGAGAGAUGUGCACGUUAUGCAUUCGCUUAUUCAAAGGAUAUUGCAUGUAACGAAGUGGCACAGGAUUAUCCAGAUAUUGAGUUCGAUGAUAUGUUAUUAGAUCGUGCAUGUCUUCACAUUGUUCAAGAUCCAGCUCGCUAUUCAGACACAGUUAUGGUCAUGCCAAAUUUAUACGGUGACAUUUUAUCAGAUAUGUGCGCAGGAUUAAUUGGUGGAUUAGGUUUAACUCCAUCAGGAAAUAUUGGGAAGGAUGCUUCAAUUUUCGAAGCUGUUCACGGAACUGCACCUGAUAUCGCGGGAAAAGAUUUGGCUAAUCCAACUGCAUUAUUACUUUCAUCAAUAAUGAUGCUUCGUCAUAUGCGUUUAUACGAACAUGCAGAUUCCAUCGAAUCUGCUGUCCUUAAAACUAUCGCUGAAGGGAAGCACCUUACACGUGAUCUAGGGGGAAAAGCAACAAACACUGAAUUUACAAAUCAUAUAAUCGAAAAUUCAUCAAAUUUGAAUUUGUUUCAAAACUUCUUUCGUGACAUUUUAUCUUUAUCUUCUCGUGAAAUUGAAAUGUCUGACCCAUUAGAAUGUGCUUUAGACCUUACGAGACGUCUUCCUCCUCAAAAUACUGAGGAAAAUCUUUCUCAACUUAUGAAUCUUGUUCCUUCUAUUCAAACUGAUUUAUUUAAUUUAGUUGACCAGCCAUUAAAGGAAGCAUUAUGUCCUAGUGAAGGAAAAAAAUAUUUAUUGUCAGUUUAUAACCGGGAUGGAGAUUCUUAUCGAUCUCCGUGGUCAAAUGAAUAUAAUCCUCCUUUAAAUGAUUGUAUAUUACCUUCCCUAAAAAUACGCAAAUUGGAAGUAGCCGCCAAUGAUGCCUUUGAUACUUAUCGAGAAAUGUAUUAUGAAGGCGGCGUUUCUUCUGCUUAUUUUUGGGAUGAAACAGAUGGAUUUUCGGGUGCUGUGCUAUUUAAAAAGGUCGGUGAUGGGGUUCGAAAAAUGAAAGGUGCUUGGGAUUCGAUUCACGUAUUUAAAGCAAACGAGCGAGGUCGUAUGGCACAUUAUAAGUUAACUUCAACAGUUAUGUUAUAUACCAUUACGGGAAAACCUGAACUUGGACAUAUGAAUUUAUCUGGUAGUAUGACAAGACAGUUUGAAGCUGAUUAUUCAUUUGACGAACCUUUGGCUCACAUAACCAAUAUUGGUCGAAUGGUAGAAGACAUAGAACUUAAAAUGCGCAAUUUACUUCAAGAAGUUUAUUUUGGUAAAACGAGAGAUAUUGUUAAUGAUUUAAGAUCUAUCAAUUCACUUGUUGAAACUCGAAAGCAAGAAGAAAUUCAAAGAGAAUUAGUAGGAAAAUUAAUGGAAAGAGAUAUAAAAAAAUAA